AUGGCUGCCAAUUACUGGGCUUCAUCACAACAAAACCAUUGGCUUCUCGAUCGUUGGAAUCUAGCCAAGAGUAGCGAAGAGGAUCGAAAAUAUCUUUCAGAAAAAGACUAUGUGAAGAUUAAGAUUUGGUUUAAUCAUCUCAUCCAAAAACUAGCCAAACGUCUUCAACUAAGACAGCAAGUAGUUGCUACUGCCUUUGUUUAUUUUAAACGAUUUUAUACAAAAAAUAGCUUGCGUUCGACAGAUCCUACCCUUGUGCUGGUCACUUGUGUAUAUCUUGCCACCAAGAUUGAAGAGUGUCCUAUACAUAUCAAAAUGGUCACUCAAGAAGCCAAGCAUAUAUUUCAAGCUGAUUUUGGUGGAUUUCCUUAUGAUAGUGCCAAAGUAGCCGAAUUUGAGUUCUAUCUUUUGGAAGAACUAGAAUUCUACCUUAUCGUCUGGCACCCUUACAGAUCCCUGACCUUGAUUUGCAAUGAUCUCGGAAUGCGCGAAUCCGGUCUACAGUAUGCCUGGUUUCUCGUCAAUGACUCUUACCGGACCGAUGUCUGUUUACUCUACCCACCUCACAUGAUCGCCUUGGCGGCCAUCUAUCUUACCGUCGUACUCAACCACGCUGACUUUGCACCCGGAUCAUUAGGGGAUCGGACAGAUAUGCGGCAAUGGUUUGCGGAUCUCAAUGUGGACAUUGAGGCAGUGAUUGAGAUCAGUCAGGAAAUAUUGUCGAUUACUGAAGUCUGGUCAGAUUGGAAGGAAGAGAAGAUGCCUAUGCUUUGGAAAGAACUCAAGCUUCCCAGGCAAUGA
Phycomyces blakesleeanus NRRL 1555(-) is the source of this 801-nucleotide messenger RNA. RefSeq names its product cyclin. The transcript has 5 exons. Gene Ontology annotation, molecular function: cyclin-dependent protein serine/threonine kinase regulator activity. The record is from RefSeq and is a predicted model, not a curated record. Gene Ontology annotation, cellular component: nucleus; mediator complex. Lineage: Eukaryota; Fungi; Mucoromycota; Mucoromycetes; Mucorales; Phycomycetaceae. Gene Ontology annotation, biological process: positive regulation of transcription by RNA polymerase II. The coding region runs from base 1 to 801 and encodes 266 amino acids.